This is a messenger RNA of Lactuca sativa (garden lettuce), 634 nucleotides long. Its product is annotated as Nucleotide excision repair, TFIIH, subunit TTDA. The record is from RefSeq and is a predicted model, not a curated record. Gene Ontology annotation, biological process: transcription by RNA polymerase II; nucleotide-excision repair, preincision complex assembly; nucleotide-excision repair. Lineage: Eukaryota; Viridiplantae; Streptophyta; Magnoliopsida; Asterales; Asteraceae. Gene Ontology annotation, cellular component: transcription factor TFIIH core complex; transcription factor TFIIH holo complex.
CACCUUUAACCCUUUCUCGUCAGACAAUAGUCUCUCUCUCGUUCUUCACCAACGUCGCCACAGCUGCAAAGGCUUCUCCGAUCUUGCACGCCGGCGACCCUCCUCCGAUCUCCGCUCCAGAACACCGCUGCCGGCGCCGGCUACUGCUACUUCUCCUGAAAUCAUGGUACAUGCAGCGAAAGGAGUAUUUAUCUCAUGUGACAUACCAAUGGCUCAAUUCAUAAUAAAUUACAACGCUUCAUUGCCACAAUCACAAAAGUUCAUUAUACACAUUUUGGAUGGAACUCAUCUGUUUGUAAGCAGUGGUAUGGAAGGCAUGAUAAGAAGUGCCAUACAAGAGUUCAGAGAGAAGAACACAUAUGAGAAACCUGCUUGAUUCUUCACUUCAUUCAUUAUAACAAAUUAGCAAUCACAAUUUUUCAAAAAUGGUCCAUCUGGUUUCCCAAAAGUGGCACUUUCAGAACUUUUUUGGAAAUCAAACAGGGUUAGAGCCUUUUUGGCUUGGGGUUAAAUACUUGUGUUAUGAUCGAGCUCAAGCUUUUGAUCAUUUGAUUGUAUUGAUUUAAUAUUGUUACGUAACAGAUAGAAACAUAAAACUAACUUUUUGGUAAAAUGGUUUAUUUUCUAAAAAGAA